Messenger RNA from Mucor mucedo, 3558 nucleotides. RefSeq lists its product as uncharacterized. The transcript has 3 exons. The record is from RefSeq and is a predicted model, not a curated record. NCBI's taxonomy places the organism in Eukaryota, Fungi, Mucoromycota, Mucoromycetes, Mucorales, Mucoraceae. Bases 135 to 3386 code for a protein of 1083 amino acids.
CAAAAAACUUGUGCUACGUUUUACAGAGAAAAAAAAAUGACUUAAAUAUUAUCUUCUUUUUUAUUUUAUUUAGUGCGCCUAUUUAUGCUUUGGUUUUGGAAAAACAAGAUGCAAUCCAAGCAUGGAGAACACUUAUGGGACCUACAGAUUCGAAUAAAGCAAGAGAUAUUGAACCCAAUAGUAUCCGUGCUAUUUUUGGUACGGAUGGAUCUCAUAAUGCUACCCACGGAAGUGAUUGUUUGACAAGUGCAGAAAGAGAAAUCAACCUCAUUUUUUCUCAACAAAAUGAUCUAGUUCACGUGACUCAAGUGAAAGCUUUAAAUGAACAAGUCGAAUCAAAUGAUACCUGUAAGCCCGAUGCCACUCCCAAUACGGCCGAUUUUGUAACUUCUCAAGAUAAUGUCAACGAUUUAAUAAAUGACGAUACUGCCGCUAUUUUAUCCGAAAUUGCCACUAUUGACACAUCUCCUGCCGAAUCUCUCUUUACCGAUAUCAACAUACCUGCUACAAUUACUGAAGACAUUGCCGUGACCAACGAGCCCGAUGUGCAAGAACCUGCCACAGUGAAGGAAACUGUCAGUACCACAGAUUUUGAGAUUACUGAUGCAGCCAAGGAGGUAUGCGUUAGUAAGGAUGACCAUACUGAUGAUGUCGAGAUAAAGGCCGAUAAAGAAGAUUCGAUUGCCAAGACCAAUCCUGUUGCAGUAGAGAACCUUAUAGUCGGCGAAGAGCCUCUCGUCAUAGAAGAGCCUGUUAUUGCAAAACAGUCUAAAGUUGAUGAUGAGCCUGCAGUUAUUGUAAAGGAUGUGUUGGUAGAAAAUCCAGCUACCAAAGAAGAGCCCUUUGUUAAAGAAGAAGCCGUUGUACAGAAGGAGUCUUUGACAAAUGAAGAGACAACUAUUGAUGCAGCCCCCAUUGUCAAGGAAAUGUCUGAUGUUGAGGUACCUCUUACUGCUGAGGUAGCGCCUAUUGUUGAGCUAACACCUAGUGCUGAUGUAUCACCUACUGUUGUGGAAUUAUCUAUCGUCGAGGAAGCGCCGAUUGUUACAGAAACACCUAAUGUUGAAUCGAUUUCUAUUGUUGAAGAAACACCUGUUGCUGAAACAGCACCUACUGUCGUAGCAUUGUCUAUUGUUGAGGAAGCAUCUAUUGUUGACGAAUCGCUUGUUAAUGAGGAAACACACAUCAAUAAAGAAUCUACCGAAAAGAAAGAAACUGCAAAUGACGAUGAGUCUUAUACCAAGGAAGAACCCAUUGUUGAGGGAAAAGACGAUCCUAUAGUUAAAGAAGAGUCUACAGUCAAUGAGGAGUCUACUCCCAACAAAGAGUCUACUAUUAAAGAGGAGCUUGCUCCCAAAGAAGAGCCUAUUACCAAGGAAGAUUCUAUUGCGAAGUCGGAAGUUGCUAUCGAGGAAACACCCAAUAUUAUUGAAGAACCUACCACAAAGGAAGAACCUGCCACAAAGGAAGAACCUGCCACAAAGGAAGAACCUGCCACAAAGGAAGAACCUGCCACAAAGGAAGAAAUUUCUACUACAUCAGAUGCUACCGAGGAGAAGAUUACCGAUAAAGGAGAAUCUACCACCAAAGAAGAACCUGUUAUUAAGGAAGAGGAUAUUAAAAAGGAGGAGCCCAUUAUUAUUAAUGAUUCUACUCGUCCUGAAAAACCAAACACACCAGAUGAAACCACAGAGGAGGAGCCCACUGAGAAGGACAUUGUUGAGGAGAAGUCUCUUACAAAGGAUACAUCAGCUGUCGAUAAAUCUACUUUAGUUACAGAAGCUUCUGUUGUCAAAGAGCCUACGCCCAAGACUGAACACAAAGAGCAGAUUGCUGUAGAGGAAAAACCAAAAGAGGAAACUGUAGUCAAGAAAGAGCAAACUUUGAAAGAAAAACCCAAAGACAUUGCCUCGAUCGUGAAACCUAAUCGAUUUGCUCCAACCAAGUCCGCUUUUGCCGAAAAUCCAUUUGUGAAAGGAAAUUUUGGUCAAGAUGUCAAGAAGGAAAAGCCAGUAAGAAGUAUUGGAAACCUACUUGCUAAUUUUGAAAAUAAAGACAAAAAAGUCGAGACCGCCGUCAAGGUAACACAGCCAACUGUCAUUGUCAAGGAGCCCGUUCCUGCUGCAGUUGCCCAAGAGCCCGUUCCUGUUGUCAUUACUCAAGAACCCAUUUCUGCUGCGGUGGUUGCCCAGGAGCCUGUUUCUGACAUCAUCGUUCAAGAACCCGUCGUAGAGACGGUGGAACCCGUCCCAACUAAAGUUGUUCAAGAACAAGAACCCGUCUUAGAGACAGUGGAACCCAUCCCAACUAAAGUUGUUCAAGAACAAGAACCCGUCUCGGAUGUAGUAGUAGAAGAAACCAUCGAACCUGUUCUUGUUCCACCUGCCCAGAUUACAACCGGAGAUGCUGAUAAUGAACCCAUAGCCGAAGAACCUGUUAUCGGAGCAGAGAAUGACGUCCUUGUUGAACAAACAAUCAAUAAACAGGUAUUGGAACCCGAGUCCGAGCCAGUUGUUAUUGACAAACUGUCAGUGACAUCAUCAACAGCCUCUUUAGACAAAGAAAUUAUAUCCCACGAAGGCUCUUCAAAUGCCACUAUGAAGACGACCCAAUCCAACACAGCAUCCUCAGAAGGCUAUGAAGAUCAAUCGACCACAUCCAGCGGAACCAGUGUCGAUGAGAAAAUUAAGGAGACAGCUAACGUCAAAAAAAGUCCUGCAAAUAAGGUUUCUUCUGUCAAUAAUAAAAAGGAGCUUAAACCUAGAACCCCUAUUAACAAACAACACACAACUUUACGUAAGACAAGUACACCCCAUGACAAUGCCGAUAAGAAAAAGGAACCUGUUUUAAAGAAGCCAGGACUUAAGAAGCCCACGCUUAUUAAAAAGACCGCUACCGAUAAUAAAGAAGCCACACCAGCCGUGACCAAACAUGCUAGAGUGCCAAGAGUUGCUUUACUUACUAAAAAGGUCGCACCUCCUCCCCCCGCAUCAACAACAGCAGCAGGAACGGAAGAAAAACCAAAGAAGGCAGGCUCAACGCGAUCAUUAGUCUCUAGAUUGACAGCCCCUACUGCAGCAAGUGCACGACGCAAGGAACCCGCAGCUCCUACUUCCACAGUCGCUUCCACACGUAAAUCUGCUCCAGUUCAUAAAGCUGUUGUAUCUCCACCUACUUCUACACCCGUAAAGAAGGCAUCUAGUGCUCGUGUAUCUGCUGUACCAGCAACAAAGACCACCAAGACUACUCCUGCAACUAAAACAACACCACCUGUAACAAAACCAGUACGUCGUAUUACUCCUCCAUCUUCUACAGCAACUGCAUCUAAAAAGGUAAUUAUUAGGUUAUACAUAAUUUUUUUUUACCCCCUCCCUAACUUUAAUUAGGUUGCUGAGGCUACACCCGGAGUGAAACAACGAACUAGUGUCAAUAAAACAGGGGCACGUUCACCCCCUUCUUCUUCCGGACUUCCUAAAACCUCUCCAAAAAAAGAAGCAGUGAAUACCAAGGUAUCUGCUACACCACGCAAGAAGCUUGUGAAGAAAUCAACCCCAUCUA